Capronia coronata CBS 617.96 is the source of this 390-nucleotide messenger RNA. RefSeq lists its product as uncharacterized. The record is from RefSeq and is a predicted model, not a curated record. NCBI's taxonomy places the organism in Eukaryota, Fungi, Ascomycota, Eurotiomycetes, Chaetothyriales, Herpotrichiellaceae. The coding region runs from base 1 to 390 and encodes 129 amino acids. The transcript has a single exon.
AUGGGAAUUCUACCUCUCGAGCACAACGAUCCCUCCAUCCGACAGCUGUGUGUGGCGCCAGGCAUCACGGCCCACAUUGACAAUGUCGAAGAAUAUAUCGUUGCCUUCAGUGUCCUAGCCUUGUGCACCAAAUUCGAGGCCAUCUGCGAGAAGCUGGCAAUGCCAUCUGCAGCAGACGACAGGCUCGAUGUGGAGGCCCAACUCUCCCUGAAAUUCCUCAACAUUGCGCCUGUCCUCAGCGCUCUCGCCCUGGUCGACAUGGGCCGACUCCACAGCCACACGGCAAUCAAUGUGAUCAAAGUCUCCCGCAUCAAAGCUCAGUUCAAGCACGCCGACACCGUGACCCACGAGAUCCUUCCCACCGCCACUCUAGUGACGUGGACCAUCUAG